Molecule: messenger RNA, 1674 nt
Organism: Limanda limanda (common dab)
Lineage: Eukaryota; Metazoa; Chordata; Actinopteri; Pleuronectiformes; Pleuronectidae
Gene: dph1
Product: diphthamide biosynthesis 1
Exons: 12
Coding region: 28-1317 (429 amino acids)
Biological process (GO): protein histidyl modification to diphthamide
Molecular function (GO): 2-(3-amino-3-carboxypropyl)histidine synthase activity
Source: RefSeq, a predicted model, not a curated record
UGUCUUCUUGUUUGGGAUGAAACAAACAUGGCAGCUCCUUCCAGCGAAGUCCAGCUCGUUCCUGUUAAAAAGCCCACAGUCCGAGGACCACGGCGGGUAGCCAAUCAAAUUCCAGAUGAAAUCCUUCAGGACGUCGAGUUACAGGAGGCGAUCAAAGCCCUGCCUGCAAAUUACAACUUUGAGAUCCACAAGACAAUUUGGCGAGUGAGACAAGCCAAAGCUACGAGAGUGGCUUUGCAGCUUCCAGAGGGCCUGCAAAUGUUCGCCUGUGUCAUCGCUGACAUAAUUGAGAGGUUCACGGAGGCGGACACCAUCGUGAUGGGGGACGUGACAUACGGCGCCUGCUGCGUGGACGACUUCACCGCCCGAGCCCUGGGAGCCGACUUCAUGGUGCACUAUGGACACAGUUGUCUCAUCCCCAUAGACUCCACGGCAGGUAUCAAGAUGCUGUACGUGUUUGUGGACAUCCAGAUGGACAACGCACACUUCCUGGACACGGUCAAGUUCAACUUCACUCCCGGACAAACCCUGGCACUCGUUAGCACUAUUCAGUUUGUGGCAGCACUGCAGGCUGUGAGUGCAGUGCUGAAGUCAGACUAUGACAUCCUGGUCCCACAAUGUCGACCCCUUUCACCAGGAGAAAUCUUGGGCUGCACCUCCCCUCGCUUGGACCGUCACGUCAACGCCAUAAUUUAUCUAGGAGAUGGAAGAUUUCACCUGGAGUCGAUAAUGAUCGCAAACCCAGAGAUCGCUGCCUACAGAUAUGACCCGUACAGUAAGGUUUUCUCCCGGGAGUACUAUGACCACGAGGCCAUGCGUACCUUAAGACUCCAGGCUGUCGAGAAGGCUCGCUCAGCCCAGAGAUGGGGCCUGAUCUUGGGCACGCUGGGCCGACAGGGCAAUCCCAAAGUCCUGGAGCACCUGGAGUCCCGGCUUCAGUCGUUGGGCAAGUGCUUCACUCGAGUGCUCCUGUCUGAGAUUUUCCCCGGCAAGCUGGAUCUAAUGUCAGAUGUAGAUGCGUGGGUCCAGAUCGCUUGUCCACGCCUUUCUAUCGACUGGGGCUCAGCCUUCUCUAAACCCCUGCUGUCUCCGUAUGAGGCAGCUGUAGCUCUACAGGAAGUGAGCUGGAAGGAAGUCUACCCCAUGGACUUCUACUCCAAUCAGAGCCUGGGGCCGUGGGCGCCCAACCAUCCUGACAACCAACCUGUGCGGCCCACUCGCAGGCAGGCCCAGAAGCCAGGCUCGGAGCCAGCUCUCCCUACCGGCAAGCAGUGUGGGCAGACCGAGUGCGCCCCCUGUGGCUGCCAAGGGGAAUGAUGCAUCGUGACCGGCGCCGUCUCUCCCGACUCGUCAUGUGCCUGCCGCCGCCGCUGCUCCUGCUUCACGACUGGAGGGAGGUCAGGCCAGAGGAGGAGAGCGGGUGUCUGUCCAGACUGUGUAUCAGAGGAGCCCUCAGCCCCCCCUCAACGGGAUUACCAGCCAUAAAUAAUCCCUCAUCUUACACAGCACAGCAGAUCCAACCAAAUUCACUGCCCUCAUUCACAUUUUUGGCAUGAAUUCUGAUCCCAGAAUACAUGCGACAGAGAGAAUAGCUUUUGUGUUUGGGCUCACACAUGUUCACGAGUCAGGUUUCUAUGACACGCCGCUCUGCUGAGAGAGGUAGUCUUCCUGCAC